AUGGACACCCUGGGGAAAAGCCGCGUCCUCGGGGCGUUGCUUUGCGCGUCCUACCUGCCGCUGGUGUUUUCCGUUCAAAAUGUCACCAUCCCAGCCGAGCUGAAGUCGGUCGUGGGCAAAGUGGCGGUCAACGCCACCUCCUGCAGCGUCACCUGUGGCCUGGGCUUCAAGGUGGAGGAGAUGUGCGUGGUGACGCCGUCGGGGGAGAGGAUGAACUGCACCCUGCGCAGGACCGACUGCCUGAUGGGCUGGGACUGCGGGCUGCUCCACUUCACCGUCCCCGCGGGCAGGCCCUUCCGCUUCAGCUGCCGGAUCUCGCACGCGGCCGGCGUCGGUCACCGAGCCUACAGCUACACGUGGACGCACGCCCACGGCAUCAUCACCACCAACGACGUCCUGUUCAGGCCUUUGCGAUACCCCGGCUCGGUCAUCAGGUUCUCCUCCACCGAGGAGUCCCACGCGGGCACUUACAGGUGCGACGUGCGGAUGGCCAAGACGUUCAGAGUCGUCAAGAGGAUCUACUUUGGGGUCAGCGUCAUCCACAGCGACUUGGUGGAUCUGAACUUUAAAAAGUCCUUGACCUGGGAGCAGAAGUUAGCAGCCAGCAAGGAGGAAGGAGACAUGGGAAGCGGCACCUAUGAGGAGGCGCAAGAAAAGCGGCCUUUUUGGCAAGAAAAGACGUUUCAUGAGGGGUUGAUGGGCGUUGGAAGCGGCGUGGCUGCGGGUGCCCUGCUGAGCAUGGCUCUCUUCUGCUUGCUGAAGAUUUCGAGGAGAGCUGCACUGUAA
Mesitornis unicolor (brown roatelo) is the source of this 786-nucleotide messenger RNA. It is a transcript of the gene TMEM81, whose product is annotated as transmembrane protein 81. The transcript has a single exon. Bases 1 to 786 code for a protein of 261 amino acids. The record is from RefSeq and is a predicted model, not a curated record. Lineage: Eukaryota; Metazoa; Chordata; Aves; Mesitornithiformes; Mesitornithidae.